AUCUCCGCACCGACGGUCGGGUCCCUCCGUUUCCUCUUAAUUUAAAUACGCUACCCAUCCAUUCCUACCCCGCAACCCCCACCGUCUCCUCCAAAACGCUCCCCUCGCUGCGACUCGUGUCGGCGCUCCUCUGCAAAACCGCACCCGCUCCAAGGGAAGUUGAUCGAGAAGUGUUGGUGGACAUGGGUCAGAUCCAGUACUCCGAGAAGUACUUCGACGAUACCUACGAGUACAGACACGUCGUCCUCCCGCCCGAGGUCGCCAAGCUCCUCCCCAAGAACCGCCUCCUCUCCGAGAACGAGUGGCGCGCGAUCGGCGUGCAGCAGAGCCGCGGGUGGAUGCACUACGCGAUCCACCGUCCGGAGCCGCACAUCAUGCUGUUCCGCCGCCCGAUCAACUACCAGCAGCAGCAGGAGGCGGCUGCCGCGCAGUUGCUCGCCAAGUGAGCCCCUGCUGGCAAGGGUGGCGACCAGAAAUGUUUAAAACCCUAGUCCCCUUUUCAUCUCUAAAAGGGGCGUCGCUAUUCUGUUGAUUAAUUCCUGUGUCUGUUGGUUGGAAACUUGGGAUCUGGCUGUUAGGGUGGUGUCUGCCUUGUGUUCGUGGAAAUGCCUGUGAAGGAACUGCCAUGUGUUAGGCUGUGUUAUCAUGACCAUUUUCUUAAUGUUAUCUGUUACUAUGUCAUCAGGAUGACACUCCUGUUGUGAUGUGAUCUGUGUGAUGGUGUGAUUCUGUGACCA
Sorghum bicolor (sorghum) is the source of this 737-nucleotide messenger RNA. Its product is annotated as cyclin-dependent kinases regulatory subunit 1. The coding region runs from base 183 to 446 and encodes 87 amino acids. Gene Ontology annotation, molecular function: histone binding; protein kinase binding; ubiquitin binding. Gene Ontology annotation, biological process: regulation of mitotic cell cycle. NCBI's taxonomy places the organism in Eukaryota, Viridiplantae, Streptophyta, Magnoliopsida, Poales, Poaceae. The transcript is spliced from 4 exons. Gene Ontology annotation, cellular component: cyclin-dependent protein kinase holoenzyme complex; SCF ubiquitin ligase complex. The record is from RefSeq and is a predicted model, not a curated record.